ACUGGCCCAGCAGGCUGCAUAUGUGGUAGAGAGGCGUCCUGUGGCCUCGAGAAGACAUUCCCUGCGUGUCGUCUUUGUGUGCCUUAUUCCACUUCUCCCUUCGUCGCCGCUGAGGCUCGUAAAAGGCACGGCGACCAUUAUUCCGUCAUCAUCGUCUACCGCCACCUUUUAGCGAGGAACUCAUCUUUAGCUGCUUGCUUUGCUCUGCAACCGCAACUGCAACUGCACCUGCCUAGAGGCCCACUGGUGUGCCGCUUUCCCUCCUUCCCCCAAGCUUCAUCCCUCUCUUUCUGGGCCUCUGCUUGUUUCUUCUUUACACUUUUCUCCCCUGCUGCCUGUCCGCAGCCACCCGGACUCCAGCAGCACCAUGGACCAGAUUGGCAGCGACAUGCUCGUCGACGACGACUUUGACGAGAAGCAGCAUGUCGCCAUCAUCACCCCGGACACGGACGACCAAAUGGACGACGUCGACCCGCACGCAGAGCCCGAGCCCCGCGCCGACGAGUACGAUGCCUUCUUGAAGAAGCACAUGCCCGAGUCAGAAGAGAACGAGACCGAGGACCAGGUCUACAACACAUGGGAGAUCAAGGACUGGCGGACCCUCACGAGGCGCGAGCAUGGCCCCGUCUUCGAAUGCGCCGGCCAUCCCUGGCGCGUGCUCUUCUUUCCCUACGGUAACAACGUCGACUUUGCCUCGUUCUAUCUCGAGCAGGGAUACGAGGAGAAGCAGAUGCCAGAGGACUGGUACGCCUGCGUCCAGUUUAUGCUGGUGCUAUGGAACCCAAAAGAUCCCAGCAUGUACCUGACACAUACCGCACACCACCGCUUCACCGCCGAGGAAGGCGACUGGGGCUUCACGCGCUUCGCAGAGCUUAGGCGCCUCUUUAGCAAUUCGUGGGACGACCGGGGACGGCCAAUGGUCGAGGACAACACGGCCAAUGUCACAGCAUAUAUAAGAGUACUCAAGGACCCAACUGGCGUUCUAUGGCACAACUUCAUCAACUACGACUCCAAGAAGGAGACAGGCAUGGUGGGCCUAAAGAACCAGGGCGCCACAUGUUAUUUGAACUCGCUUCUUCAGUCAUUGUUCUUCACAAAUGCCUUCCGUCAAGCUGUCUACCAGAUACCCACUGCCGAAGAAUCGGACCGUUCGAAUAGCGCCUAUGCCCUGCAACGCUUGUUCUACCUGCUCCAGACACAAUCCAGUGCCGUCGGAACAACAGAUCUAACGCAGUCGUUUGGUUGGGAUUCAAAGCAAAUUUUUGAGCAGCAGGACGUGCAAGAACUGUCGCGUGUGCUCAUGGACAAGCUAGACGAAAAGAUGAAGGGCACCGAGGCCGAGGGUGCAUUGACGAGAAUGUUUGUCGGCAAGAUGAAGACGUACAUCAGUUGCAUCAACGUCGACUACGAGUCAUCCAGGAUAGAGGAUUUCUGGGAUAUCCAACUAAACGUUAGCGGCAACAAGAAUCUAGACGACAGCUUCAAGGACUAUAUCCAGGUCGAAACCAUGGACGGCGAGAACAAAUACUUCGCCGAGGGCUUCGGCCUCCAGGAUGCCAAAAAGGGUGUCAUCUUUGAGAGCUUUCCGCCCGUCCUUCACCUCCAGCUCAAGCGCUUCGAGUACGACUUCCAACGCGACGCCAUGAUGAAGGUGAACGAUCGUUACGAGUUCCCGGAAAUCUGGGACGCUGCACCGUACCUUUCGGAAGGCGCCGAUCGAUCAGAAUCUUGGAUCUAUCACCUGCACGGCGUACUCGUGCACAGCGGAGAUCUCAACGCCGGACAUUACUAUGCCUUCCUCAAGCCAACAAAGGAUGGCCAUUACUACAAAUUCGACGACGACCGAGUAACGCGAGCGACGCUGCGGGAGGCGCUAGAGGAAAACUUUGGUGGUGACUAUGCGCAAGCAAACGGAAACACGGGACAACGGAAUCCUUACACUCGAACUUGGUCUGCGAAACGGUCAAUGAGCGCUUACAUGUUGGUCUACAUCCGGGAAACCAGACUCGAUUCUGUCCUUAUGGACGGCAAGAGCGUGGAGCCACCCAAGCAUCUCGCUGAGCGUCUUGCGGAAGAGCGAGCUGCAUUUGAGCGGAGAAAGAAGGAGCGCGAGGAGGCACAUCUCUACAUGGAUGUUGCUGUCGCAUCAGAAAAUAACUUCAAGGUUUACCAAGGCUUCGACAUCGUUUCCUGGAAGGGGGAUGCCGAUGCAGCCUCCAGUCCAAAAAUCUAUAGGAUACUUCGUGCGAAAACCAUGGCGGAGUUUGCCCAGACCGUGGCAGAGGAUUUGGAAGUUGACGCGGAUAUGUUACGGCCAUGGUCCAUGGUCAACAGGCAAAACGGCACUGUUCGUCCGGAUACCGCGCUCGAGUUCCCUGAUAUGACAGUCGAGGAGGCUGCGAACAAGCACGGUACUAAGCAGGCCCAGUUCAGGCUAUGGAUUGAGAAGGCCGAGAAACGUGACGAGAACGGAGCACCCGUGUUUGGCGACGCGCUCGUUGAUCUCAAGGUCCAACAAAACAACCGACCGUUGAUGAUCUUCUUGAAGCACUUCGAUGCCAAGACGCAAAGUUUAUUCGGUAUCGGGACCUUUUACGCAGCCGCCCAGGACAAAGUGUCAGAUCUAAGCCCUGCAAUCAACAAACUGAUGGGCUGGCCGGCCGGCACGCAAAUCAAGCUUUCAGAGGAGAUCAAACUGAAUAUGAUCGAAGCAAUGAAGCCGAAAGUGACGCUUGCUGCCUCUGAGAUUCAGGACGGCGACAUACUCACAGUCCAGCGAACGUUGAGCGACAAAGAAAUCAGCCAAAUAACUGCAGCCGGAGGAUACGUGGAAGCCAAGGAUUUCUACGACUACCUGUUGAAUAGGAUCAACGUCGAGUUUGUCCCACGGUUACCGGAAGCGACAGAGCUACCUACGUUUUCCUUGACACUGAGCAAGAAGAUGGCAUACGACCAGUUUGCAAGUAAGGUAGCCGAAUAUCUCAAAACAGACCCUAGCCAUCUCCGGUUCACUACCGUCAGCACGGCUGGUAAGCCCAAGCUACUCAUCAAGUACAACGCCAACUCGACACUGAACAACAUCCUGUUCCCUGGACCGUAUAACUACUCUACAAGUGCUACGCAGCGACCAGAUGCUUUGUUCUAUGAGGUGUUAGAGAUGAGUCUGAAGGAGUUGGAGCAAAGGAAGCCGAUUAAGGUCAUCUGGCUGCCAGAGGGUCUCAGCAAGGAGGAGGAGUACACAUUGAUGAUACCUAAGAAUGCACAAGUUUCAGAUCUUUUGGAGGCUCUGCAGAAGAAGGCAAAUAUCAGCGACGAGACAAUGCAAAAGGUUCGAGCGUACGAAACGAACGUAAACAAGUUCACCAAAAAUCUUACACCGGACCACCUAAUCGCCACUCUUUACGACUACCACCAGGUCUAUGUUGCGCCUUUCCCAGAAGACGAGUCGCCGAAGAAGAUUACGGUGUUUCAUUUCGAAAAGGAGCCGACAAAACCACACGGCAUACCUUUCCAAUUCUCGUUGAAAGAAGGCGAGCCAUUUAGUGAGACUAAGCAACGGAUAUCAGACUUUACGAAGAUCAAAGGCAAGCAGCUCGACAAGAUCAAGUUUGCUCUCGUUAGCCGGCCACAUUCCUCCAAACCUGAAUACCUUGACGACGAAGAAAUCUUAUGGGAUAUAGUUGGUGGGCGUGACGACAUUGCCCUUGGUCUUGACCAUACGAACAAGAGCAAAAGCUUCUGGGGCAAAUCAGACUCCAUAUUCAUUCGAUAAAGCACGACAACCGCGGUGUAGGAUACGGACGGCGACGGAGAUAAUAUCUCGCGUAUAGCGGCCAGCACAUUGAUAUGAAAACACGGGGCGGUCUUGUUUAGCAGGCGGCAACCUCAUACUUGACAUGCACAAGGCGCUAGGGGCUUCGAGGCAUUUGCGUGGGCGUAAUCACACAGGUGGAGCAGUUGCGUGCUUGGGACGGAGUAUCAUGGGCUGUUAGUACACAAGAGGAAGUGUGGGCUUUUGGAUCAUCAUCUGUGUUGAUCAGUGUAGAUUAGUAUCAGUAAAACCAAUAUGCUUCACCAUCAUCGCACGACAACUAGAUUGUCCCCCAAGCCUGCCUCGGGUGGUAAGGGCUCUGUCCGGUC
Messenger RNA from Cucurbitaria berberidis CBS 394.84, 4140 nucleotides. Its product is annotated as cysteine proteinase. Gene Ontology annotation, cellular component: cytosol; nucleus. Gene Ontology annotation, molecular function: protein binding; cysteine-type endopeptidase activity; cysteine-type deubiquitinase activity. The coding region runs from base 368 to 3772 and encodes 1134 amino acids. Gene Ontology annotation, biological process: regulation of protein stability; protein deubiquitination. The record is from RefSeq and is a predicted model, not a curated record. Lineage: Eukaryota; Fungi; Ascomycota; Dothideomycetes; Pleosporales; Cucurbitariaceae. The transcript has 7 exons.